Molecule: messenger RNA, 1993 nt
Organism: Ooceraea biroi (clonal raider ant)
Lineage: Eukaryota; Metazoa; Arthropoda; Insecta; Hymenoptera; Formicidae
Product: PI-PLC X domain-containing protein 1
Biological process (GO): lipid metabolic process
Molecular function (GO): phosphoric diester hydrolase activity
Source: RefSeq, a predicted model, not a curated record
CUCCAAGUUUAUGACCCUCGCCUCUCAAGAACGACGACGAACGCGUCACGGCAAUUAAAAGUAAUGAAAAAACGAGAGCGGGAGAGAUAAGCUCGCGAUCGGCCGAUGUGGGAUAGAAACGGCAAACUGGCCGACGUUGGCGAUCUUACCGACGUCGUUGUUUCCUCGGAAACUCGUCUCGGAUCUUUCCCGUCGCCGCCGUCGUCGUCGUCGCCUUCACUGCCGUUCUUGAACUUGCGCCUGGACUCACGAUUCGAUCGCACGUGCGGCGAUCAGUCGCGAUUCAUCAACGGAGAGAGAGAGGAGUACAGCGUGACGAAUCCGUACAGAAGGACAUUCUACGCGGAAAGACAGCGAUCACACUGUUCGGUCGAUCGAUUAUUCUCAUCGCGUCGCAGCCGAUGCAAACUUUGCAGCUUCGCGGAAAGAGUCGAGACGACGAUUGAGGCGGCACGAGGAGGAAUGUCAACGUCCUGCAGAGGCGGAUGCAUCUUUCUAACGACGAAUUUCGCAUAUAACUCGUGAAUAGACGAAGAUGAAGCUGCUCGCGAUUCUCGCGCUCUUCUCCUUGCUGACGAUCGCUGUCUCGACCAGGGGAUUCUGCGAUCCGGAGACAGGAGAUGACUUCCAACGCGCGCACGUCGGCCUGAUUAUCUCGCCCAUAAUGUCCACCAAAGUGAUACGAGAGAUCGAGAUCUAUUGGAAUCACGCAAAGUAUCGACCGAGUGACACGAUAGCUCUGUACACGGGCGAGCCGACGAGCGACCUCGAGCCAAUUUACACCCUGGUACCGAACGCGCCGAGCGGUAUCAGGAGGACCGGAUUGCAAGCCACGUUCGUUCCCACGUCGAGUCUCACGUUCGUUCAACAAUGCCUACAAUACCACGUUGCCUGGCUGAGGAAUAGUACGAUAAGAUUGACGAACUGUCUACGGACGCAGCCUCGUUGGAUGGCGGAGAGAAGAGACAUUCUGGGAUCACUGCCAAUGAGUAGGGUGUUUCUGCCAGGCACCCACGAUUCCGCAUCGUACGCGAUACACGAACGAGCGAACUUCGAGAACUUCGUUGAGAGAUACGUCAUAACGCAGGACGUGGACGUACUCGCGCAGCUGAUCUAUGGGAUUCGGUACCUGGACAUCCGGGUCGGCCGCUACCCAAACACCGACGCGGUAUGGUGGGCCAAUCACGGAAUGUUCAAGUCCGUCCCCAUGCGAAACGUCGUGAAUCAGGUGAAGACCUUCCUCGACAACACGGAUGAGAUCGUGAUAUUCGAUGUCCAGGAGUUCCCAGUUGGUUUCGGGAAAGAUCUCGGAGUGCAUCAUGACUUCGUCGCGUUCCUUGAGAAGCAAUUCGCCGGCUAUUACCUGCCGAAGGGCUACGGAUGGACCAGCACGCUGAACACGAUCUGGACGACGGGGAAGAGGCUGAUAAUCGGCUACGACGAGAAACGCGUGGUUAGCCGCUACGAGAGCGUGUGGCCCUGCGUGACGCACCAGUGGGGAAACGUCAGGACCAUCGAGGAUCUGUUCAACUACCUGAAUCGCAUCGAAAUGGAGAGUUACGGGCGUCCUAGAUCGGUACCUAGGUCGGCGAUGGCAGAACUGACGCCCAACACGUGGGAUGUGAUCCUGAAUCGCCUCGGAAGCAUCCGCCAAAUGGCGGACAAGAUCAAUAUUAAUGUUACGAACUGGUACAACAGCAAAUGGCAACAUACCGCCAACAUCGUCGCCGUGGACUUUGUCCGUUCGUCCGGCAUCGUCGAGACCGCGAUCGAGUGGAACGAGAGGCGGAAUACGCUCUGCUGAGAGUUUUCCCGCCCGAGAAUCCGUGGAAACGUAAAAACCAAAACCCGUUGGAUCACAAUCGAGUAGUUCAAAGUGUGUUAAUUAACAAGUUAUACGCAAAUAGUACUUAAUAUAUUAUUAUAUCUCAGUUUUACGAGUUCCGUAUAGUUACAUUGUAUUAAUAUCAAUAAAUUUUAUAUUCUCGGACAA